AUGCAUUAUUCACGUGAUUGUGGCUUCAAAAAUCAUCAAUGUCAGCAAUGUGGCAAACAGGGACAUAAAGACGGAUACUGUAACACUUACCGUCCUCAAUCAACGGACAAUUCGUCCCAGAUCAAGCAAAUCAGCAACGGAAAUCGCAGGAAGCACAUAAUGCUGCGAAUCAACGACAUUCCAAUCAAGCUACAACUGGAUACAGCAUCUGAAAUUACAGUCCUAUCUGAACACACAUGGCGAAAAUUAAACUCACCGGCUUACCAGCCUACAACUCACACUGCCCGCACGACAAAUGGAAAUUCCUUACGCUUAUUAGGCGAAUUUAGAUGCACCAUCCAAUGCAAUGGCCACUCACAAAUAGGUAAGGCGUUUAUCACAGACAUUCCAACCUUAAAUGUUUUAGGUACUGAUUGCUUCGACGAACUUGGCCUCGGAGAGAUUCCUAUCAAUGCAGUCUGCUCCACCAUACAAUCUCAAAACGGCGCCCAUGCACUCCAAUCAGAAUUUUCGGAUAUCUUUACUGAUAAACUGGGACAUUGUACCAAAACCAGAGUCAACUUACAUAUAAAACCAGAAUCUCCACCAGCAUUUCGCGCAAAGCGUCUAGUAGCAUACGCUACCAUUCCAUUGGUCGAUCAAGAGUUGGAUCGUCUUCAAAAAUUGGAUAUCAUCUCACCGAUUGAAUAUUCGGAUUGGGCAGCACCUAUCGUGGUAGCAAAAAAACCUAAUGGCGACAUCCGCAUAUGUGGCGACUACUCUACGGGACUUAAUCAAGCACUGGAGCCACAUCAAUACCCCCUUCCAAUACCUGACGAAAUUUUUGCGAAACUAGCAAACAAAAAGAUCUUCAGUGUCAUCGAUCUUUCAGAUGCUUUCCUACAGAUUGAAGUUGCAGAAGAAUCUCAAAAAUACUUAACCAUCAACACUCAUCGAGAAUUAUUUAUGUACAAUCGACUGCCUUUUGGAAUCAAAACAGCUCCAGCCAAUUUUCAACAUCAUUGA
This is a messenger RNA of Linepithema humile (Argentine ant), 1005 nucleotides long. Lineage: Eukaryota; Metazoa; Arthropoda; Insecta; Hymenoptera; Formicidae. The record is from RefSeq and is a predicted model, not a curated record.